AUGGCAUGGGCAGUAGAGCUGUCUCAGUAUGACUUGCAGUACGAACCCAAGCAGGCAAUUAAAGCCCAAGCAAUGGCUGACUUACUAGUAGAAGUCACGGGGGAAACAGCUGACAUACCAAGCACACGGUGGAAGCUCUACAUUGACGGAGCAUCCAACCAAAUGUUUGGAGAGUACGAAGCACUGAUAAGAGGACUAAUCCUAGCCAGAGAAGUUGGAGCAUCAAGGGUAGAAGUUAGCAGCGACUCCCAGGUCGUCACCUCCCAGGUAAAUGGCAGCUACCAGGCCAGGGACACACUACUACAAAAAUACCUAGAGAAGGUAAAAGAGCUAUGCAAAAGCUUUAAGGAAGUCGUGAUCCAGCAUGUCCCUAGAGAAAGAAAUGCCCGAGCAGACCUCCUCUCCAAGCUUGCGAGCACCAAACCCGGAACGGGAAACAGGUCUCUAAUACAAGGGCUGGCAACUGAACCAGCAAUCAUCUUGUGCACAACCCAAAUGCCAAGCCCCCACUCAUGGAUGGACCUUAUCCUCCGAUACUUGGAACACGGUGAAGCCCCCGAGAACGAGAAAGAAGCACAAGCCACCAAGAGAGAAGCUCCCAAAUAUGUGAUCAUACAAGGGCAGUUAUACAAGCGAGGGCUCCACCAACCCCUACUCAAGUGCCUACGCCCCGACCAAAUGGACUACGUCCUAAGCGAAGUCCGUGAGGGGUGUUGUGGCCACCAUAUCGGGGGAAGGUCGUUAGCAAGAAAGAUUGUCUGGGCAGGAUACUAUUGGCCUACAAUAAUGUCGGAUGCUCAGGAGUUCGUCAAAAAAUGCAAAAAAUGCCAAGAAAACGCCAACUUCCAUAAAGCCCCACCCGAAGAACUCAGUUUGAUGAUGUCUCCACAACCUUUCGCCCAAUGGGGAGUCGACCUCUUAGGGCCAUUCCUACCUGGGCCAGGACAAGUGAAAUACUUAAUAGUAGCCAUAGACUACUAUACCAAAUGGGUGGAAGCUGAACCACUAGCCAGCAUAUCUUCAUUCACCGACAAGAAGUUCAAAGAAUUCCUCUCAGGACUAGGAAUCAAGCAAAAGUUUUUCUCAGUCGAGCAUCCCCAGAGCAACGGCCAGGUAGAAGCAGCCAUCAAAGUUAUCUUAAAAGGGCUAAAGAAACGACUUGAAGGGAAGAAGGGCUCAUGGGCAGACGAGCUAGCCUCAGUCUUAUGGUCUUACAGAACCUCCCCCCCAAUCAUCUACCGACGAAACCCCCUUCCGACUCACAUACGGGGUCGACGCAAUCAUCCCAUUCAAAAUAGGGGAGCCGAGUCCAAGGUUACUCCUUGGAGGAGGAGACGAGGCAAUCGAGAAGGACCUGGUUGA
This is a messenger RNA of Arachis ipaensis, 1362 nucleotides long. RefSeq lists its product as uncharacterized. Gene Ontology annotation, molecular function: nucleic acid binding; RNA-DNA hybrid ribonuclease activity. Gene Ontology annotation, biological process: DNA integration. The record is from RefSeq and is a predicted model, not a curated record. NCBI's taxonomy places the organism in Eukaryota, Viridiplantae, Streptophyta, Magnoliopsida, Fabales, Fabaceae.